Messenger RNA from Scheffersomyces coipomensis, 4005 nucleotides. RefSeq lists its product as uncharacterized. Bases 1 to 3861 code for a protein of 1286 amino acids. The record is from RefSeq and is a predicted model, not a curated record. The transcript is spliced from 2 exons. Lineage: Eukaryota; Fungi; Ascomycota; Pichiomycetes; Serinales; Debaryomycetaceae.
AUGCCUUUGGAACUAGAAGGUACGAGCGAUACUCCUAUUGAUGAUGAUCAAGAUGUGUUUUCUCCUUAUCAGGAUCUUUCAGAUUUAAGAGUGUCUCUUAUCGGUAACAAGGAUCUUAAAUUCAAAUUGGUAGGAGAUAUUAGAUUCAUCAAACAGUUGGUGGAUGAGUUCAAUAGUCUGAUCUUAACUAUUAUCUCGCCAGCUUCUUCAUCAGCAUCUGUUACAUCUCCAACUUCCACAUCAUCUCCCUCUAAUAUCUUUAAGGAUUGUCAGUUUUUACAAGAAUUAGAAAAGAGAGCAGUGAUUAUUAAUAUCCUUUGUUCAUUCAUCACAGAAGUUAAUACUAAGAAGUACUCUAAUAUCACUAUAUGCUUAGAAUCAUUAGAGAAGGUGAUCAAUCCUAUUAUUGAAUUAUUAAACUAUUUCAUUCGUAAAUUCAUUACUAAUAUCGAUUAUCAACAAACGAUUCAAUAUCAACAAUUAUUACAAAAUAUUGAAAAUUUAAUGAAUUAUUGUUUGGAUAUCUUUUUAUCUCUUUCAAAUAUUAGAAAUCAUAAUAUUGAUUCUGAAAAAUUAUGGAGAUUCAUUACUUCUUUAUUAAUCAUUACUGAUUAUACUAAUAAUAGUAAUGCUACAACUCAUCAACCUUCAAGUCUUGUCAUUGAUACGUCAUUGUUAAUUAAACUGUUGAAAUUGAUUCCGAUAUUAUUAUCAGCUAAUAGAUUAUCCACUAAUUGUCUUAUGACUUUGAUAACUGCUGUUUUGAAACGUCUUUCAAAUGAAUGUAAUGUGAUUAUUGAUAGUCAUUUCCCUCAAAUUUCUCAAGAUACUGAUAUCUUACAUCAAUUGGCAUUUGAAGAUGUGAACUUACCAAAUAUUGAAUUAAAUAAAACCAUCUUAAAAUCAAAAGUGAAUUUGAAUUUAUUAGUGGAAUUAAUGACUUGUACAGCUCAAAUCUUUAGUUACCUGAAACAAAAGGAUUAUUCGGUAUUAUUGACCUCAUCAUCAAGUUCAAGUUCAAGUUCAAAGAUUUCGGCGGUAGUAUUAUCAGUUAAAGUAUAUCUUUCAUUACUAUUAUUAGUCAAAUAUGAUGAUAAUCGAAGAUUAAGUUUAAUCGCUUUAAAUUUGAUUAGUUUUUAUCUUAAUAAUUUAAGACCAUCCAAUGAAAUUGAUGAUCAAUUGAUAUUUAAAAAUUAUAAGAAAUUGUUUCCAAAGAUUAUUGAAAUGUUAGAUUUAGAAGAUGAUUCAAGUUUUAUAAAUAGUCUUACUUCGAAUGGUAAGUCUGAUCUGUCUAAGAAUGCGAUUAAAAAGAUUCCUAAUCAAUUACCAGCACCAGUUUCGAGUAAUAUCAUCUUACCCAUGUAUUUAUAUUCACCAGCUCGAAUUUUAUCUGAUUUAUGUGCACAAUAUCCUUUAUUAAAUGAUAAGAUUAAAGAUUCAAAUGUUGAUCUUAAAAUAGUUAAGAAAUUAGAAAUUCAAUUUAAACAAAGUCAAUUAUUAAAAAUUCUUAAAAUCUUAAAGAAAAAUUCAAAACAUGGUAAAGUUAUAGUUGAUUUUACAAUCUUAUUAAGUAUUUUAAAUGAUGAAGAUAAUGAAAUUGCUGAUCUUUUAUUAUUAUUGAGUGUUUAUACUUCUACCAUUGAUGAAUAUAAAACUCGAGUUAUAUCUGAUCCUAAUGAUAUUCAUAAACGAAAUGGUAUCAUUCAAAUCGUAUUUGAUAUCGUGGAUAAUUUUAAUUUCUUAUUAUCCCAAAUUGAAUUAAUUUAUAAAAUUUUAAAACAUAAAUCAUCAUCAUCCAUCCUUCAAAAUGAUGCUCCUUGGUUUGGAAGAAAUUUAGGUAUGAUUAUGGCUAUUGUUGAUAAUCCAAUUCAUACCAAUUGUUUAUAUUUCAUUCGCUCAUUAUCGCGAGCUUUGAAGCAAAUGAGAACAUUCUUUGUGGAAUGUAAUAGUUUAAAAAGUACCUUAAAUGAUGAUGCUUCGAAAAAGACCAAUGGAGGAUUAAUGUCUAAUUUAUUACAAAUUUUAAAAUCCUUUGAAAAUAUUGAUAUUAUUAAUAAUUUCUUAAAUAAUCGAUAUUUAAAAAUUGAUCAAGAUAUUGAUUUAGUUGAUAAAAGAAGUAAAUUCAAUCAAUGUCAAAUUAUAAAUAAAUCACUUAUCCUUUGUUUAUUUGCUAAUUUGGUGUUAGAAUUUAGUUCAUUCAAACCUAUCAUUGUCAAUAGUAAUAGUUUCUUACCCAGUUUAGAAACAAUUUAUCGUCGUCAUAAUAAUGUUGAUAAACGUAGAGUUAAAUAUUCGAUUUCCGAUAUUUAUCGUGCUAAUACGAUUCAAUUGAACGUAUUACAAAUCUUAAGAAGUUAUAUGUAUAAUGAAACCAAUGUGAAUAAGAAGGAUGUCUUAUCAUAUUUCCCCUUGGAUGAAAUUUUACUUAAUACCCUAUAUGGAUUAAUUUUUGAUGAUGCAAAUGAAAGUGAACAUUAUAUUAAUGAGAAUAAUGAAGAUGAAGAUGAAUCAACGAAGAAAUUAUUACAAGAAUUAAGACAUUUGAAAUUAAAAAAGAAAUUAAGAGCAUUUAAUAUUAUUAGAAAUUAUACGGCUGGAUCACCUAAUUUUAAUAAUAAUUUAAUUGAAAAUUAUGAAACUUUAUUCAUUAAAAAGUAUCCUCAAUAUAAAUUACCUUCUAAAUGGCAUGAAUUUUUAAUAUUAAAUCUUACUAGUAUUAAUAUCUUUCCUGAACGAAAGAAAUAUGAUAUUGAAGAGAAGAAUAUUUAUGAUGAUGAAUAUCUUAGUCGAUUAUUACUUAAUCGAGAUUUUGUGGAAUUAAUAGUGGAAAUUAAUUAUAUUGAAGAUAAUAGAUAUAUGCUGUUACAAGUGAUUCAUAAAGAUUUAUUUCCUCAUGAAAAAUUAUUAAAGAUUUGGUUAAGAUUAUUAUCAUUUCAAAUUUCAAAGAAAGUUUCAAAUAAAUUAAGUUUAAAUGAAAAAAUUACUGUUAAUGAUAAUUUAAGUGAGAUUAAAUUAUCUAUUGUGGGUAUUAUUGUGAAUUUAACCUGGAGACAUUCUACAUACUCGUUUAAAGUUCAUGAUACUAUGAGUUAUAGAUUAUUUGAUUCAGUACAAGGUUCACAAUUAGUAGUUGGUACUGGUACUGGAGUUGGAUCAACCACCACAGGUGGUGGAAAUAAUAGACGACUUUUAUUAGAAGAUACAAGUGAGGAAGUGAAAGGGAAUGAAACUGCGGAUAAAAUUGAAGGAUCUACACCUGAAAAGAAUGCAGAUGAAUUAACGGUUAAAGAUCGAGCUGAAAUCUUACAAAAAUAUGGAUUUGAAGAUGUGAUUAUUCGAUUAAUAACUCAAUCAGGUAAGGAUUCGUUAGGUAAUAAUAUUCAUAAAUCGAAACAUAAAGGAAUCAUUGGUAUUGAAGAUCUUAAACGAUUUGAUGUAUUUAAUAGUCAUAAUCUUUUAGAAAAAUUACGGACUGCAGAAUCUCAAAUCUCAUCAUUAUUAUAUCGAGGUGGACAAAUGGUUUCAAGUCAAUCACGAAUGUUGAAAUUAAGUGAAUCAGGAGAUUGUGAUAGUGGUAGUGGUAGAAGAUUAAGAGGAGUCGGUAGUAGUAGUGUUCCAACUACUGCUACUGUAGGAAGAUUUGGACCUGAUGUUAAUAGAGGAGGAGAAGGAUAUGGAUAUGGAUCAGAUGAUGAAUAUGGUCAAGAUGAUGAUGAGGAAGAUGAUGAUGCGAAUGUUGAAGAUUAUACUGAUGAUGAUGAAGAAGGAGAAGAAGAUGAAGAGGAAGAUGAAGAAGCCGUAGUUGAUGACGAUGAAGAAGAAGAGGAAGAAGAAGCAAAUCGGAGAUACUUAAUAUCAUGAGUUAUAUAUAUAUAACAUACAUAGAUAUAAAGAAAUUAUAAACGAAUGAAAUGAAAUGAAUAUAUAAAUAUAUAUAUAUAAUAUGAUAUCAUAUAAUAUCUUUAAAUCUGCACUAUGCAGAAGUACAUUGUAGCGAGAGCAAGC